AUGGCGAAGGACGAGAUACUCGUCCUUGUGCUCUUCUUGACCUAUCUCUACGCGUCCGGUCUGGCUCUCCUCAACAUCGUAGCGGAAGCACCAUGUACUUCGUUCUUUGCGCCUGUGGGCAUCAAUCGGCUUCUUGCAAACAGAGAUCCUCACGAAGAGAUCGAAGAGCCCGAGGAUUCGGACAAUCCUGCGACUGCCAAGGCCGACGGAAAGUUGGUCGUGAAGGAAGAAGUCGCGGAAGGUCACGUCUCCCUGCACGCUCUCAACCUCUCCCGGGCGGGUCUUGAGGGCAAGCACCCUGUACUAUCUUGGCUCUCUUUCUUCAAUUUCAUCUUCGGAUGUCAUAACCUUGUGAGCUUACAAUCAUACUGGGUAGGUCGCUGGGCAGAUGCGUAUUCACUUCCGGGAGAUGUGGAUGUCAUCUACGCCACCUACGUAUUUGGGAUUCUCCGAGCAGCCAAGAAGAUCUACGCCCUUCUCACCGACUCUAUCCUUGGCACAACGCUGCGAUGGCUAGACCAGAAGCCAGUGUCUAGGGUGAUCACCCGCUUUACGAAGGACAUCAGAGCGACUGCUGGACAGCUUGCGGGAGAAUCCCGGUGGUUCAUGAGCGUCACCGCGCAACUGAUCAGCCAGCUUGUUGCUAUUGCGCUCAUCGCUCCCGCCGUAGUCUUCCCUGGCAUCGCGGUCUUUUGCGUCGGGGCUUGGUUUGGUAAUAUCGACACGAAAGUGCAAUUACCGGUGAAGCGAGAGAUGAGCAAUAAGAAGGCACCUGUACUCGGCCACUUUGGCGCUGCCAUGGCCAGUUUGACAUCUAUUCGAGCAUACAGUGUGGAAGCUGCAUUCCGCAAGGAGUCGUAUAAGCGCAUCAAGAACUAUACGCGUUCGGAUAAGAUGUACUACGGCUUCAAGCGUUGGAUCAGUACGCGCAGUGACGCGCUCGCCGCCCUUUUCCCGUCUGGUCUCGGGGUCUACAUGGUCUAUAGGCCAGGCGCCGCAGUCAUCGGCGCAUCCAAUGUCGAGUUCUCGCUUGCCAUGGCCGCCGCCUUUAGCAACAUGAUCCUUGUAGCGGUGAAUUGCGUGUCGAAGGACUCUCCGCGCGUUACUCCCCGGAAGGUCCCAAAGCCCUCCACGACAUAUCGUUCACCGCCACUCGGCAUCGUCGGCCGCACCGGCAGUGGAAAGAGCUCGCUCGCACUUUCGCUCUUGCGCUGUAUCUAUAGCGAAAGAGACGUCUACCACGACGGGGUCAACACGGCAGACCUCAACCUCGACGUACUGCGGACCAACGUCACCAUCAUCCCUCAAGUACCCGAGCUGUUGAGCGGAACGCUGCGCGAGAAUCUUGAUCCGUUCAGCGAGCACCUCAACUCGGCGUUGCGUGCAUCGGGUCUGUUCUCACUGCAAAGCGAGACGGGCGACGUUCGCGCCGCAUUACGCUUGACCCGCAGAUCUGGAGCGGGGGGUGGGAAUUUGAGUGUCGGUCAACGUCAGACCUUGGCUCUUGCCCGUGCACUCACGGCCUUUGAUGUUGGCCGAAUUGUCGAAUAUGACAGCCCCAAGGUCCUCCUGAAGAAAGAUGGCGGUUUCCUGAAGUCGCUUGUGGACGAGGUUGAAGACAAGGAUGCGUUGUACGCGAUGGCGGGUGAGGUCGUCGAUGCCAUUUAG
Messenger RNA from Peniophora sp. CBMAI 1063, 1668 nucleotides. Lineage: Eukaryota; Fungi; Basidiomycota; Agaricomycetes; Russulales; Peniophoraceae. The record is from the annotation of a GenBank genome assembly.